GUUGCAUCCCUGUCAGUACUGGCUAGUAGCGUCCGACAUGCCGAUUUAACAAUCGCAUUGAUGAACUAUCGCCGACAUAGUUGUUUCAAUCGCAAUCAACGACUUUUGCCCACAGCCCUCCACUACUCCAAAGGCCUUCAUUGAGGCUACCCCCUUCAUGCUCCCCGUGAGCUGACGGUUCUCCUGCCCAUGUAGCACCAACAAUUGCGGACGAAAUGGAGCGGAAUGGAUCAGGAUCUCGGGCACUGUUCCCCAAGGGGCCCAGCUUCACCCUCGAAGACUUCUCCAACAAAGACUUCAUAGUGCGCGACUUUGUUGAUAGCCUUGCUGAUAAUGCUGUGCCUGUGAACCGUCGUUCAGGCCCAGCCCAGCAAGCCUUUGACCCGAAACCACUGAUCAGAUCCUUCGAGAAUGCGCUUCAAGGGCUGGGGAUGUUGUCGGAGGAACUUCAGCAAAAGGAGUCGGAGCUUAUGACCGAAGUCAGACGUGCAGAAAUUCAACACGACCAGACGCUUGAUACCCUCGGCCGGAAACUGGACCAGUCAAUAGAUUCAUUCGAAGCCCUCGAUCUGAGCCUCAACAAUCCCGAUGGAAAUGAUCGAGGCAGCCGCGGCGAAGUGGGUGGGAACAUUGCCGUCCAGAUUGGAGAGAAGUUGGAAGAGCUGGACCGGAAACGCAGGCGAGCUAUCGAUGCGAAUUUCUUGAUCCAAUGCUGGCUUGAGGUUAGUGAGACGGGCGAGCUCACCUCGCUGCAGGACAUACAAAGGCAAGGAGGGGCGGAGAAUAAGGUCAGGUGUGCAGUCAUUGCACACCAGUUAAUGCGGAUCAGCCAGCGCCUCGAUCUGGUGGCGUGGGGACCGAUAAACGGCCUUUACCGGAAUGGAAUCACGAACGGUGUUGCCGGUGCAACCCGGCCCACACACAACACAAGAGAAGUGCUCGAGAAGUUCUGUGAAACACUCGAGCAAGACCUGCUCAAGCAAUUCAACAAUAGCUACCGCAAGCAAAACUUUGAAGACAUGAUGGAGUGUUCCAAGGUCCUGCACGACUUCAACGGAGGCUCCAGCGUUAUUGCCGUGUUCGUUAACCAGCACCAGUUCUUCAUCGAUCGGGACCAGUUGAUAUCAGAAGAGGUCACCACUGAUGGCGAUGUUUGGGAGCAAUUGGCUGAUCCAGACUCGGAUCCACCAGGUGUCGAGCCUAGUCUCCAGUCACUCGUCGACGAAGUCAGGAUUGUCAUGCAGGAAGAAUCUUUUAUCAUCAAAAGGGCAUUCCCGUAUUACGAGACUGUUCUGGUCAAAUUUAUUCAAAGAGUUUUCCAACAGUCGGUCCAGCAACGUUUGGAAAACGUCCUAGAGAAGGCUGACACCAUCUCGUCACUUGCUUUCCUUCGUUCUCUCCAUGCUUCAAGGAAUUAUAUCAGUGCGCUGAUAGAAGAUCUCAAGUCGCAUGGUCUGACAGAACAUCCUGAACCCUGUUCUGCGCAGAUAUCCCAGAAUCUCGAUCAGCAGAUGGAAGAGCUGUUCGUUCCAUACAUGGUUGGGAACGCGUAUAUUGAGCGUGAAAAGAGGAGCUUGGAAGAGUUGUACAACUCGCUGCUCUUCAAAUACAACAUCUAUCAUUCCAGGAGGAAAAAGGCACCAACCGGUUUCAUGGCCUCUUUAGCCCAGCAAGGUUCGCAACUCAUGGCUUCUGCGAAGGAUGCUUAUCUAGAACGACUUGAGUCGUCUGAGCUUACUGCUACGCAGAAGGCCAUGAUGUUGAAGGUCGCCGGUGUUUCAGAGACAGACAAUAACAAGAAUGACAUUGAAGUCACAGAACAAGACGGUGUGCUGAGUACGGCCAACGCGAAAAGAAUGAUGACUUGGCUUGCUGAGAGUGUCCGUCGGACACUAGAACUGGGAAGCCAAAGCGAAACGCCAAAAGACGUGGCUAUCCUGCUUAACCUCUUAAUGACCAGCAUGGGCCAGGUAUAUGUUGAAACCGCGUUGGACGCCGCGUUGGAAAAGUCGACAGCCCAAGAGAACAUCAAAACGGAGCCCGACCUGAGCUACCUUCCUUCCGUUCGCCCAGCCGUCAUAAUUACUAGUAUCAUGCUGCGUUUCAUAACUACAGUCCUGAUUCGCUUGGCCGAGUCCAAUACCACGGUUCGCCGCAGCAUGGAAGCGCAGACGAAGAUGGGCAUCGAAUCCAUCGAGAAGAAAACAAAUAACGUCAUGAAAUCCACCAUCGAUGUCAUCGUAAACUGGGUCGCCAAAUCUCUGGCCGGGCAGAAGAAGAUCGACUUUGCGCCCAAAGACGACUCGGUGCUCGAACUGAAUCAGACGGCGACUUGCACUGCCAUCUGCCUCUUCCUGUCGCGCGCCGCAACCCUCACAUCGCAAACCAUCGAUGGCGCCAACCUCGAGGCGUUCGGGGGCGAACUUGCGCUCGCCAUCCAACGACUCCUAUUCGACCACUACAAGAAGUUCAAGAUCAACGCCGCAGGCGGCCUCAUGGUCACCAAGGAUAUUGCCAAGUACGUGGCCACGCUCAAGCAGUGGUCGCUGAGCAAGGAUAUGGAGGCCACCGUAGACAUGUUGACCGAAAUUGGAUACCUAUUCAUCAUUGGACCCGAGGCUCUGCGCGAACGCGGGAGGAACUUGGCUACCGGCCCCAGCGUGGCGAGCAAGAGGCUGGUCAAGGCAGACUUCAAGACGUUUGUGCAAAAUCGCGAGGAUUCGCGGAGUGUGGGCAUUCAGAGCGUGCUUUCUAGUCUGUAACGAAAACGCGUGGCAAAAUGGCGGUUGAUGAUGGAUGGAUGGAUGGAUGGACGGGCGUUGGGGUUCGGCAAGGAGGCAGGACGCACAAUGUUGGGUUGGGCUGUAUGUAUUUAUG
Messenger RNA from Pseudomassariella vexata, 2877 nucleotides. RefSeq names its product exocyst complex component protein. Gene Ontology annotation, biological process: exocytosis; Golgi to plasma membrane transport. NCBI's taxonomy places the organism in Eukaryota, Fungi, Ascomycota, Sordariomycetes, Amphisphaeriales, Pseudomassariaceae. Gene Ontology annotation, cellular component: cytoplasm; exocyst. The transcript has a single exon. The coding region runs from base 216 to 2762 and encodes 848 amino acids. The record is from RefSeq and is a predicted model, not a curated record.